Gymnogyps californianus (California condor) is the source of this 1311-nucleotide messenger RNA. RefSeq names its product hormonally up-regulated neu tumor-associated kinase-like. NCBI's taxonomy places the organism in Eukaryota, Metazoa, Chordata, Aves, Accipitriformes, Cathartidae. The transcript has 8 exons. Gene Ontology annotation, biological process: intracellular signal transduction; protein phosphorylation. The coding region runs from base 1 to 1311 and encodes 436 amino acids. The record is from RefSeq and is a predicted model, not a curated record. Gene Ontology annotation, molecular function: ATP binding; protein serine/threonine kinase activity. Gene Ontology annotation, cellular component: cytoplasm.
AUGUACAAACUUAAUGCCUGGAUCUGCUGUGAAUCAGAAGCUACAUCUGGAAAGCAGCAAUACAAAUCUGACUCUCCAGGGAUGCCCACAGCAACGAAAGCAGGCUUGGAUGACAAAACGACAGAUACUGGCAACGUGGAUGGGAUAUUACCAGAAUGGGAGAAAAACUUAAAGGAUAUAAAAAUACCUCCUUGUUUUAACAAGAUGCCCCAAGAGACUGGGAAGACUUUCCUUCACUCCAAACAAGUUGGGAAUUACCUAGUAGGCAAAAUGAUCAACAAGGGCUCCUUUGCCAAGGUGAUGGAGGGGCUGCACAUCCCCACGGGGGAGAAGGUAGCCAUAAAAGUCAUUGACAAGAGAAAAGCCAAGCAGGAUUCCUACAUUUUAAGAAACAUGAAGCGUGAGCCACGGAUACACCAGAUGAUUAAGCACCCCAAUGUUGUUCGGCUAUAUGAGACCUUGGAGACUGACAACUCUUAUUACAUGGUGAUGGAGCUGUGCCUCGGCGGGGACCUCCUGGACAGAAUUUGUGACAAAAAGAGGCUGGCAGAAAGGGAAGUAAGGAGAUACACCAGGCAAAUUCUGUCUGCAGUAGAGCACCUGCAUUGCCAGGGGAUUGUUCACAGGGACCUAAAAAUUGAAAAUUUUCUUCUUGAUGAGAACAACGACAUCAAAAUUGUUGAUUUUGGACUGAGCAACACUGCAAAGUUCGAGGGUCUCUCCCAGGAGCUGUUACAUACCCAGUGUGGAAGCCCAGCUUAUGCUGCCCCAGAACUCCUUGCUCAUAGGAAAUAUGGUCCAAAGGUGGAUGUCUGGUCCAUAGGUGUAAGCAUGUUUGCUAUGCUAACUGGCACGUUACCCUUCACGGUGGAACCUUUUAAUAUCAAGCAACUACAUCAAAAGAUGUUAAUUGGAGAAAUCAGCCCUAUUCCAUCAGAUAUCUCCCCUGGAGCUGUACACUUCAUGCAGUCCUUACUUGAGCCUGACCCUGCUAAAAGGCCUGGAGUCAAAGAAGCAAUAAAAGACAAAUGGCUGAACGAAGGCUUCACCAGGAAAAUACUGAAUGCUACCUAUGAGAACAGACUUUGCCCCAGUGAAUUGAAUCCUGUUGUUUUAAACUACAUGACAGAAAUGAUGGAGUUCAGUCUUUCAGAAGUUAUCAACAUUUUAAUAAACAACAGACCCUCUCCUGCCAUGGCUUCUUAUUGCUUAUUGCUGAAGAAACUGCUCAGGUACCAGAAAGACCGCAAAAGAGACCAGGAGGACAUCUUUGCUGAGAACCUGAAAUACAGGCACAAGCUAGAUGCCUAA